GUGGGCAAACUGGCAUAAACAGGCCUGCACAAGUGGAAAAACAUUCAAUUCCCGUGCUUGUAACGCGCUGGGUCCACACAGUAGCCAGAGAGCAGAAAGAAAAUCUGACUGUCCAUGAACGAAGUGUGAAACCAAGAGUGUAACGACCUGCAGGCACCUCUUCAAGGGGAACCUAACAUUGGAGGAUUUUCUUUGCUUUCGGAGACUCCAAAUAAUAGAAAAAAACUAUCCAAGAUGACUGUCACUUACUCCAGUAAAGUAGCAAAUGCGACUUUUUUUGGAUUUCAUAGGUUACUCCUCAAGUGGAGAGGCAGCAUCUACAAACUACUAUACAGGGAAUUUAUUGUUUUUGCUGUUCUUUACACAGCAAUAAGUUUGGUGUACAGAUUGUUUCUUACAGGAGCCCAAAAAACUUACUUUGAAAAAUUAUCAAUUUACUGUGACAGAUAUGCUGAACAAAUUCCAGUAACGUUUGUGCUUGGAUUUUACGUUACUCUGGUAGUAAACCGAUGGUGGAACCAGUUUGUGAAUCUUCCCUGGCCGGACAGGUUGAUGUUCCUCAUCUCCAGCAGUGUCCAUGGGAGUGACCAGCACGGGCGCCUGCUCAGAAGGACUCUGAUGCGCUACGUGAAUCUCACGUCCCUGCUCAUCUUCCGCUCGGUCAGCACAGCUGUGUACAAAAGGUUUCCAACGAUGGACCACGUGGUUGAAGCAGGUUUUAUGACAGCGGAUGAAAGGAAAUUAUUUGACCAUCACAAAUCUCCUCAUCUGAAAUAUUGGGUUCCAUUCAUCUGGUUUGGAAAUCUUGCAACUAAAGCCCGAGAUGAAGGUAGAAUCAGAGACAGUGUUGAUUUACAGUCCCUGAUGACUGAAAUGAAUCGAUACCGCUCUUGGUGCAGCCUCUUAUUCGGUUAUGACUGGGUUGGAAUCCCGCUGGUUUACACUCAGGUUGUCACUCUUGCUGUGUACACCUUCUUCGUUGCAUGCCUCAUUGGACGCCAGUUUUUGGAUCCCACCAAAGGCUACGCAGGACAUGACUUAGAUCUUUACAUUCCAGUCUUUACUCUCCUGCAGUUCUUCUUCUAUGCAGGCUGGCUGAAGGUAGCUGAGCAACUCAUCAACCCUUUUGGAGAAGAUGAUGAUGACUUUGAAACUAACUGGUGCAUUGAUAGAAAUUUGCAGGUCUCUCUUUUAGCUGUGGAUGAGAUGCACAUGAGCUUACCUAAAAUGAAAAAGGACAUUUACUGGGAUGAUUCUGCCGCCCGACCACCAUAUACACUGGCAGCUGCUGAUUACUGUAUACCCUCAUUUCUGGGAUCAACAACCCAAAUGGGGCUGUCCGAGUCCGACCUCCCCAGUGAGGAGUGGAUGUGGGAUUUUCAGAAGCACGGCCAUCGGCGCUCCAUGAUAAGAAGAGUCAAGAGGUUCCUGAGUACCCAUGAGCAUCCCACCAGCCCCAAGAGAAGCUUCCGGAGGCAGGCCAGCGACAGCUCCACGCUCUUCACCAUCAGCCCAACCCAGGAUCUGCUGCAGGUGCCCUCCAGAAGUGGCCCCAGAGCCUCACAUAGCCGAAAGCCAUCUGGUUCCCUGGAGGACAGCCCCAAGCUGCAUUCCAGCAUGGGAGAACUGUCCACAAUCAGGGAGACCAGCAGGACAAGCACCCUCCAGAGCGUGACCCCACAAUCCAGUGUGAAAGCCUCCCCCACCAAAAUGCCCCAGGUGCCUGAGGUGUUGAUCACAGCGGCUGAAGCUUCAGGGCCCUCAUCAGAUGCCCAUCACCAUGAUUCCACUACCUCUAUCACCAGCUUGGAGUUUACUGGGGUCGAGUCAAACAGGACAGGGCAGCAGGAGGGCCCUGUAGAAUUACUCCUGUCCCCCUCAGAAGAGGGGACACCAACUCCUGGGAGCCCUGCUCCCCAGCCUGCUUCAACCAGAGUGUUCAACUUUGAGGAGGACCUGGAAGAUGAGAGAUUCCUAAAAAGGUGGAGCCUCCCACAGUUUCAGAAGCCCAGUCACACCUCUCUGGGGAAUCUAAGUCCAGAUCCCAUGAGCCCUGGGCCGCUUCUCUUACUUGAAACACAGACAUCCUCAGAACCUAGUGCUACCAGCAAUGAAACUGGCUCUCGGGUCUCUCUUGAUGUGCUGUACUUAAUGGAAAACCUGGACACCAAAGAGACAGAUAUCAUAGAAUUUAACAAUGAGCAGACAGAGGAAUCUCCCAAAGGAAUGCCACAAAGCUCUCAGACCAGGUUCUAGCCCAGAUUCCACUUUGCCAAAGGCUCCUCAUUAAUCCCAGAGGCUGGUUAGCUUUUUGGAGAACAUGAUCCCACUGUAUAAGCUACUUAGAAAUGCAAAGGGCAUUAAUAGAUCUUGAAAACUUUGAAAAUCAGACACAUUCAUUUGCAUCAUCCAUAAUAAUGUGGCUUUCACAGAAAUUAUACAGAUCACAAUGAGGUAUCGUAACCUAAUAAGGAAUAUCUUAUAUAAAUAAAUCUGACUUGUAAAUUCAUAUAUUAUUAGUUAUGGAAAGGGCCUUAUGUAUCAUAAUCUAAUCCUCUAGACACAAAGACCCAAACACAAGGAUUCUCUAUUUUCUUUUUUGAUUUUACUUUUUCCUUUCUUCUUUAACUAUAAAGAUAGGACAUGAAUAACACAGUGCCCCCCCAAAGGCCCUUUUCUACUUAUAAUUCUUUGAGAUGUUCUAACCAUCUCACAGUUUUUCUAUAACUUUAUCACCAUUUUCAAAUUCUUAGCUUCAUCAGCAUCAGAAAGCUCCACUUCUUUCCAAUUUUCCCUUUCAUUUCCAAAUCUUCAUUUUCCUCUCUUCCAUCUUUAUUUGCUCAUGUUUUUUGCCUUCUUCUCUCCAGUCGUGCUUAUUCUCUAGUUACUACAAUCUGACUCACCUUCCAGGUUAAUUUUCUCUUGCCUAAUCUGCAGCUUGCUUCUUACCUGACUCCAUAGCUUCUGGCUACGGUAUUCCAAAUAGGAGGCUCUGACAAAGCCUCCCAUCAGAUAAUCAAAUAGGUCAACAAUACAGGCUCACCCACAUCCAGCCUCCGAGGGGGCCAGGUUAGUGUAUCUGCCACUCAAAACCAUUGCUGCUGCACUCUGAUUCCGCUCUUGCUCUGGGACCCUGGAGAAAACUGAGGCUUAAAGGAUGUGAAGAUUGCCUAACCAAAUGCCGUGGAACCAAAGAAUAACAUGGCUUAAAUCAGCCUGGCUUGAACUCUGAAACAGAAAUCUCAAUUGUGUCACAACAUGGGACCAGCUACUGUGUCUGUUGGGUUGUUUGGAAUGAGAUAGACUAUUGGAGAUGGUGUCCGGGCCUGCAUAACGGGAAUUGGGUUUUGACUAACGCCUUCCAGGAGCUCUUAGAGUGGUUAUUUAUUGUGAGCUCCUAAGUCUGUAAGGCCUUUCCUUGUACGUGGCACUCUGUCCAUUCGCCAUCUGAUGACUUGGCUGUAUAUGGCUUAAGAAAUAAAAUAACCCUGGUCACUAUCA
Messenger RNA from Cavia porcellus (domestic guinea pig), 3501 nucleotides. RefSeq names its product bestrophin 3 (gene Best3). NCBI's taxonomy places the organism in Eukaryota, Metazoa, Chordata, Mammalia, Rodentia, Caviidae. The record is from RefSeq and is a predicted model, not a curated record. Gene Ontology annotation, molecular function: chloride channel activity. The coding region runs from base 235 to 2256 and encodes 673 amino acids. The transcript is spliced from 10 exons.